Messenger RNA from Diachasmimorpha longicaudata, 801 nucleotides. RefSeq names its product paramyosin. Gene Ontology annotation, biological process: replication fork processing; protein ubiquitination. Gene Ontology annotation, molecular function: ubiquitin protein ligase activity. Gene Ontology annotation, cellular component: nucleus; site of DNA damage. The transcript is spliced from 7 exons. The coding region runs from base 1 to 801 and encodes 266 amino acids. NCBI's taxonomy places the organism in Eukaryota, Metazoa, Arthropoda, Insecta, Hymenoptera, Braconidae. The record is from RefSeq and is a predicted model, not a curated record.
AUGUUUUUCAUAUGCCCUAUAAUUGUAAAAUACAAUAUCACCAAUGAGAGUCAUCGGUCGUCCAAAAAUUGUCCCCAAUGCCGCGAAAAACUUUCCAGCAAUAAGGUCUUCCGCUUGUACUUCAAUUUUAACGUCAAUGAGUCAAUCAAAGAGGAUGCAGCCUCCCUACAACUUCGUCUGGAAAACAUGCAAUUCCAGUUGGAUCUUAAGGAGUCUUCCAUCAGAGAGAAUCAGAAGAAUUAUCAUGAUAUGAAGAAACAAAGAGAUCUUCUGCGGGCCGAAGUACGCAAGUGUGAAAAUGAACUCACAAAAAAGGACUCGGCUAUUUUUGCUCUGAAGGAGCAAGCGAAAUUCUUGAGGGCUGAAGCUGAUGAGAAAAAUGUUAUUGCAGCGAAAUUCGAGAGCCUAAAGUCGAAGACUGAUGAGUACAAAGCUGUAGAGAAAUUGCUGUCAUCGACUGCCAGAGCCGCUGAUGAACUCAUAGCUACUACUCAUGAUGCCUCUAAACUAAGUGUUUAUGUUUCAGUUCUAAAAAGACAACUAGAAACGGAGAUUCAACGCCGCAAAGAAUUACGAGACUUGAUAAAAGACUUGAAGGAAGAGCUAAAGAGAAUGUCGCAUGCGAAAAAUCAGCUCGAAGCACUUAAAACAGGAUUGCAAGCAGAGAUUGAUGUCCUUUGCGAGCAGAAUAAACGUUUACUUCAGAAACUUGAGAAAAAUUUAGUGACUGGAGCUAAUGAGGCAAAAGAGGAACUCAGUUCUAGAUCAGAAUUUCCAGCACUGAAACGUACCAGAUACUGA